Molecule: messenger RNA, 862 nt
Organism: Cynoglossus semilaevis (tongue sole)
Lineage: Eukaryota; Metazoa; Chordata; Actinopteri; Pleuronectiformes; Cynoglossidae
Gene: morn3
Product: MORN repeat containing 3
Exons: 5
Coding region: 35-814 (259 amino acids)
Source: RefSeq, a predicted model, not a curated record
UAAAGUUAAAGUAUUUGUGAUUGUAUAAAUAUAUAUGUGUCUUUCCUUGUUUUUAAACUGUAGGAUUCUCAUUAUGCCUUAUAUUAAAACAAGUCCGAAAAAACUGCCUUUGACCAAACAGUUGGACUUGAAGGCGCAGAAAUGCGGCCUCCGUCACACGGUGUUUGCUCCAAACGGCGAUCAGUACACAGGAGAGUGGCUGGACGACAGGAAGCACGGAAAAGGAACUCAACUGUGGAAGAAGUCCGGAGCCGCGUACAGAGGAGAAUGGAAAUGUGGCCAAUGUGACGGGUACGGUACCUUCAGCGUGUUAGUACCUGGAACCAACAAGUACGACAGGAAGUACUGCGGAAGAUGGAAGAAUGGGAAGAAGCACGGUUAUGGGACGUUUUUCUACAGGAACGCAGCGAUCUACGAAGGAGACUGGAGUGAGGACCAGAGGAGCGGCUGGGGCAGAAUGUACCAGGAAACGGGGGACAUUUAUGAGGGAGAGUGGCUGAGGGACAAACGCCACGGGCAAGGCAUUAUUCAGUUUGCAAAUGGAAACUGGUAUGAAGGAACCUGGAAAGACGGCAAGAAGAACGGUGAAGGGAAGUUCUACUACUGCGACAAAGGUCAACUGUACCAGGGCUUUUGGGUCGAUGGAGUCGCAAAAUGUGGCACCCUGACCGACUGUGAGCGAGACAAGGCACCGACGCCAACAAAAUAUCCAAUACCAAAGCUCCACCUGGUGGACGCAGAGCUGGUCUUGAAGGAAGCCCAGUCACUGCAUCAUGAUCAACGAGACCGAGAGGAAGGAGAAGAUUCUGACUGACAAAACCUGGGUUCAGUUCCCAGAGGAACCACACGCUUGACUGUUAAU